This is a messenger RNA of Vanessa tameamea, 1420 nucleotides long. It is a transcript of the gene prel, whose product is annotated as protein preli-like. The transcript has 7 exons. The record is from RefSeq and is a predicted model, not a curated record. Bases 339 to 947 code for a protein of 202 amino acids. Lineage: Eukaryota; Metazoa; Arthropoda; Insecta; Lepidoptera; Nymphalidae. Gene Ontology annotation, biological process: phospholipid transport. Gene Ontology annotation, cellular component: mitochondrial intermembrane space. Gene Ontology annotation, molecular function: phosphatidic acid transfer activity.
UAUAUUUUAAUCUGUAUUCUGUAGUGUAAGGUAAGAUCAAAUUUCUGUGUGGACUCUGGAAUUAUCUGUGAAAAAUAUUAUCAGAAUUUUAUCACAAACCAUUGAAAUAUGAAUGAUAACAUGAGGUAUUUGGAGAAAUCAAUCAUCGUUCAUUUAAAAUAAAUUUCGAGGAGUGAAAUUGUGACGGUGUAAAAUACCAUUACACCUUAUAUCUUCACAAAAAUACGCUCCUGUUUAUUUCCGGCUAAAGGUUUUAAACGUGGUAAAUAAUGGCGCAUUAAAAAGUUAACAUCUUGUUAACAAGCAUUCCAAUAUUAAAUAAUAAGAAUUUAACAAAAAUGGCAAGAUAUUAUGAAAAUACGACAACAUUCAACUACAGCUGGGAACAAGUUGCUCGAGGUUAUUGGAAGAGAUACCCUAAUCCACAAAGUACCCAUGUUUUAUCCGAAGACACAUGGAGCAGACAAGUUAAGGACGGAUGCCUGUAUACAAAAAGACUAUUGACAAAAACAAACAGAGUACCAAAGUGGGGUGAAAGGUUCUUUAGUGCAAAAUCGGUUAAGAUCAUAGAAGAAAGUGUAGUCGAUCCAGAUAAAAAGGUUUUGGUUACAUACACCAGAAAUUUAGGCUACACAAAAGUUAUGAGUGUAGUGGAACGAGUAGAGUACAGGCCGUCAGGUCCGGGACAGACGAUUGCGAAGCGCUCCGCCUGGAUUGAUUCACAAGUGUUCGGUUUCUCGAGAGCUAUAAGGGCGUUUGGGCUCGAUCGUUUCAGGAAGAAUUGUAACCAGAUGGUGAGCGGCUUCAACCACGUGCUGCAGGGCAUGUUCCCGCGCGCGCCGGCCGCGCACGCGCCGCCCGUGGCGCACGCGCUCAAGGAGAUGCGCGAGGCCGCCGCCGCCGCGCGCGCCACCGCCAGCGCGCUCGCCCCCGUGCAGCGCAGCUAACCGGACCGCGCGCACGGUAAUGAAAGCUGUGAAUGAAUUUGGAUCGAUCUGUGACUUUGAAUCAAUAAAUCGAACAUAGUUAUCAAAGCUGAAUAACUAAAGCAAUAACGUAAAAGCUUAUUACUAUUCUGCAUAAGUGUUGAUUAGAAAUAACAGUUAAAUUAUUUUCGAGAAAUGCCACUGUGUUGCAGUCCUUUAUAAGGUAAAAAUAUAGACUUCCAAAUAUAUAAGACUAGUUAAGGUGAUGAGAGGUAUAAUAUCUUGUGUAAUGAAAAUGUUGAGAGAAGGAAAAAAAUAUUGUCGUUUGUCUAUUGUUUACAUAAUAAUAAAUAUUAUUGCCAUAUGAAAUAAUUCUAAAUUUUAUUAUCGCUUUAAAAUGUAAAAGUAUUUCAGCAACACUGCCACUUUAUUGUAAAUGCAUUCAUGCUACUCGUACCUUAAAACAAUGUUAUUACAUUAAAAUUAGUUUAUUC